This is a messenger RNA of Pygocentrus nattereri (red-bellied piranha), 1178 nucleotides long. Its product is annotated as serine/arginine-rich splicing factor 7. Gene Ontology annotation, cellular component: nucleoplasm; nuclear speck; ASAP complex. The record is from RefSeq and is a predicted model, not a curated record. NCBI's taxonomy places the organism in Eukaryota, Metazoa, Chordata, Actinopteri, Characiformes, Serrasalmidae. Gene Ontology annotation, biological process: mRNA splicing, via spliceosome. Gene Ontology annotation, molecular function: RNA binding; zinc ion binding. Bases 91 to 813 code for a protein of 240 amino acids. The transcript has 9 exons.
ACAUCAGGUAGUCGUAGCGCUUAUGGUUCCGCUUUGACGAGCCAGUCCGUGACGUCUCGUUUAGGCUUAGUGAACGCAGCCGAGUGUGCGAUGUCAAGAUACAGUCGGCACGGAGGAGAGACUAAAGUUUAUGUGGGUAACCUGGGCACUGGUGCAGGGAAAGGCGAGUUAGAGCGGGCAUUUGGUUAUUACGGGCCGUUGAGAACUGUGUGGAUUGCUAGAAACCCUCCAGGGUUCGCCUUUGUGGAGUUUGAAGAUCCCAGAGACGCUGAGGAUGCCGUCCGUGGCCUCGAUGGCAAAGUGAUCUGUGGAACCCGUGUACGUGUGGAAUUAUCUACAGGAAUGCCGCGCCGCUCCCGUUACGACCGGCCUCCCACCCGCCGUCCCUUUGACCCAAACGACCGUUGCUAUGAGUGCGGUGAGAAGGGUCACUAUGCAUAUGACUGUCACCGCUACAGCCGACGCCGACGGAGCAGGUCUCGCUCUCGGUCACGCUCUCGCGGGAGGAGGUAUUCUCGCUCACGCAGCCGAAGCAGGGGCAGGAGGUCGAGGUCCUUUUCUCCUCGGCGCUCUCGCUCCGGCUCUCCUUGGAGGUCCAGGUCUGGUACACCUAGGAGGUCUAGGUCUAGGUCUAGAUCCAGGUCACACUCUCGCUCUGCCUCACGGCCAAGGAGCAGGUCAGGCUCAGUUGGGAGAUCUAGGUCUGGUUCUGCAGCUCGGAGCCGUUCCAAAUCUAGAGCCUCUCCUCAAAAACAAAGUCACUCCCCUUCUCGAAGUCGUGGCGGGAGUAAAAGCCCAGAAAGAGAUGACUGAGCUUCUGGCUUUCUUUCUUUUUAUCCUUCUCCUUGUCUUUCCUUUUUUGGAGCACCUCAGUUUAGAAAUUAAGAGUUUUUGUUUUAUUUUCUUCUUUGUUUGUUUACACGACCUACGUGGUCACUGUUUACUGCAGAAUAGAAAGGGGGGGAAAAAAGGAAAAAAACUAAUUGUGGUGUUAAAUUCAAAUAGUUGAGUUUCAGAAACAAUCUUUUGUGUGAGGGGUUUUUUGGGGUACAGUUUUAUCAGUUAUUUUCUCACCGAGUUGAUGUGCAGUAGAUGCUGUGUACAAUACAGAGAUACAAAUAUUUGGAUGAUUUAUUUUGAUUUUUUUUAUGUGCAUAUUAAAUUAAGUUUAAACUUCA